AUGAACUUUUAUAUACAAGCUGCAACCAUUUUAGAUAAGCUAUUCGCGCACAAGGGUACAAUUAAAAGUCUUACAUUAGCCGAUAAUGUUAAGGAGAAAAAAAAGAUGUAUGCAUUGAUAUGUGAGACUUUGAAAUAUAAGAAUGUAAUCAAUACAAUUUUGGAUAAUUCUCAGAUAUUUGACGUUGAGAAAAAGCUUCCAAGAAAUGUUGCCAUACUUUUAGUUCAUGAUUUCUUAUUUUCCCAGAAUGGAAUUAAAUCAUUAUCGAAUGGGCCUUACAAACAAUCAAUUUUACGACAUGAAAUAAGAUUAAAAGCUGAACUCGCCAGACUUAAAAUUAAGAUGAAAGUUAAAAAUAAUGAAGAUUUAAUAAACUCAGAAAUUCGAGAAACAAUUGUAAUCCCACGAUAUAUUCGUGUCAAUACACUUAAAACAUCUGUUAAAAAGGUUAUAGAACAUUUUCAAGCAAAAGGAUUUACUCAAGAAGAACCUAUUGAUGAUUUGAAGAACAUAAGUCCUAAGACAAUUCGAAAAGAUAAGCAUUUGCCUGAUCUUUUAAUAUUACCACCAAACACGGAUCUUCAUGAAGAUGCUCUAUACUUAUCUGGCGACAUCAUUCUUCAGGAUAAAGCUUCAUGUAUUCCUGCAUUUGUUUGUUCACCACCUUUCAAUUCGCAUGUGAUUGAUGCAUGCGCGGCACCUGGGAAUAAAACUUCACAUCUUUCGGCUAUAAUGCAAAAUACAGGGAAAAUAUGGGCUUUUGACUUUGAUAAACACAGACUAAAUUUACUCAAGAAAUUGAUGCAAAAAGCUGGAUAUGUUGAAGCUAUUCAUGAAUCUUUUUUGGAUGUUGAUCCCAUGGAUCAAAAAUAUUCCAAUGUAGGUUAUAUUUUACUUGAUCCAUCGUGCUCAGGGUCAGGAAUAAUAAAUAGAUUAGAUCAUUUAAUUGAUGCCUCCGAUGAAACUCAAGAACAGUCAGACCUUUCUCAUAAAUUUAAAGAACAGCGUCUUGAGAAUUUAAGCGAAUUUCAAGAAAAGAUGAUUUUGCAUGCGUUUAAAUUUCGUUCUGUUCAGAAAAUCAUAUACUCUACAUGUUCAAUUUAUGCGGAAGAGAAUGAGCAUGUCAUCAAACGUGCCCUGGAUCAGACUGAUCUUUUUGUUCUGGGAAACAAGGACGAUAUGAUGCCAUCAUGGCCAAGACGUGGUAUUUCAAGUGAAAUAAAUGACGAUGAAGGAAUUGCAGAAAAGUUCAUUCGCGCAAAUCCAAACGAGGAUUAUACAAAUGGUUUUUUCGUUGCAUGUUUUGUUCGUAAAACUGCACAACCGAUCAAUACUGAGGCUGACGGUGGACUAAAAUCUAAGAAACGAAAACGUAAUAAAGAUGUCACAAUAAUCAAAAUUAAAGAUGAUGAUGAAUGGAAGGUCAAUAUUUCGAAUAAUGAUUCAUUGCUAUCAAAAGGAUCCGCAAUAGAUAAUGGAAAGAAAAAGAAAAAGAACAGUAUUUCUCAAUCUAAUUAA
Dentiscutata erythropus is the source of this 1518-nucleotide messenger RNA. The record is from the annotation of a GenBank genome assembly. NCBI's taxonomy places the organism in Eukaryota, Fungi, Glomeromycota, Glomeromycetes, Diversisporales, Gigasporaceae.